CCUCUCUCUCUCACUUUCACUCUCUGCUUUUUUAUUUUAACUACUACUCUAUGCUUUUUGUUUUUUCUUCUUCUCUUUCUUCCAUAAUCAAUCCGACUACUACUUCAAACUCUUAAACCUUCAUUCUCUCUCUCUCUCUCUCUCUCACUGUUUGUUUAUGUAUGAACAACUCAAGACUAUAACCGUCCCUUCUUUUACUUCUCCCUUUGUCUUGACUUCAAACUUCCCUUACCUGAAUUUUGAGGUCUAUAGCGCUUCUGAUCAAUGUCAAGGGACAAAGAAACUGAGGGUGAAGAAGGUAGAGAGGACUCGGGCAUAAAUGAUCAAGACAUCUUGGAAGAAUGGAUGCUUGUUGGGAAUAGUAGUGAUGAUGAUCUGGUUACUUCACCGAAAAAGAUGAAGCUUUGUGGUGAAAGACCUCAGGAUGCAGAUUAUUCUUUUGUUCCCUCCCUCAAUGAUGACUUGGAGAAUCUAAUUGUGGCCCGGGUUCCGAGAGAAGAAUACUGGAAGUUUUAUUCAGUGAACAAGCGAUUUUUCAAUCUUUUGAAGAGUGGUGAACUCCUCAAGAUUAGAAAGACAUAUGGGUUUGAAGAAACAACUGUGUUUAUGUUUGCAAGUGGCCAUAGCAGUUGGUGGGCAUUUGAUAGACAGUUUAGGUCUGGUCGAAUGCUUCCAGAGUUACCAUCAGAACUGUGUUUUCAAUUGGGAGAUAAGGAGUCACUUUGUGCUGGAACUCACCUCAUUGUUUCAGGUAGGGAGGUAGAUGGUGGUGUCGUCUGGAGGUAUGAAUUAGAAACAAACAAAUGGUUGAAGGGUCCUUCCAUGAUAAGGCCCCGGUGUUUAUUUGCGUCUGCUACCUGUGGCACCUUUGCAUAUGUAGCUGGUGGGCUCGGGUUGGAAGCUGGUUCUGGAGUCUUAAAUACUGCAGAGAGGUACAAUCCGCAGACUAAAUCAUGGGACCAACUUCCAGACAUGAAUAAACAGCGAAAGCUUUGCUCAGGCUGUUACAUGGAUGAUAAGUUUUAUGUAAUUGGUGGGCGAAAUCAAGACAAUCAGCCUCUUUAUUGUGGAGAGGCCUAUGAUGAAUGUACAAAAGAAUGGAAACUGAUUCCAGGGAUGUUGAGAGACUUUCCAGCAGAGACUUUUCAGUCACCGCCCCUUAUUGCUGUAGUAAACAAUGAGCUCUAUUCGCUUGAGACUUCUUCAAAUGAAUUAAGGGUGUAUCUGAAAAAGAGCAACUCAUGGAAGAACUUAGAAUCGGUUCCAGUUAGAGCUGAUGUUAAUAGAGGAUGGGGUGUAGCAUUCAAAUCACUGGGCAACGAGCUGCUUGUAAUUGGUGCAUCGGCAGCUUCUAAUGACAGUAUGAGCAUAUACACAUGCUGUCCCAAAUCUGAUUCCAAGAAAUUGCAAUGGAGACUUCUCGAGUGUGGCCAGAACCCACUUAGUCAUUUUAUUCUCAACUGUUCUGUUAUGAUAGCAUGAAUCUUAUUAUCAUAGAGUUUCUAAAUAAACACUGGGUUUCGAUGAUAGGGAGUUGUGAGACAUUUCUAUUAUCUUGUUAUGUAUUGCAUGAGGUGUCCCUUCAAACUUCCAUAUGACAUUUGGAUUUGGGUAAUCUAAGGAACCUUGCUCA
Molecule: messenger RNA, 1633 nt
Organism: Pistacia vera
Lineage: Eukaryota; Viridiplantae; Streptophyta; Magnoliopsida; Sapindales; Anacardiaceae
Product: F-box/kelch-repeat protein At3g27150
Exons: 2
Coding region: 265-1482 (405 amino acids)
Cellular component (GO): cytosol
Molecular function (GO): protein binding
Source: RefSeq, a predicted model, not a curated record